This is a messenger RNA of Drosophila melanogaster (fruit fly), 1329 nucleotides long. It is a transcript of the gene Rai1, whose product is annotated as Rat1 interacting protein 1. The transcript has 2 exons. Gene Ontology annotation, molecular function: RNA NAD+-cap (NAD+-forming) hydrolase activity. Lineage: Eukaryota; Metazoa; Arthropoda; Insecta; Diptera; Drosophilidae. Bases 94 to 1221 code for a protein of 375 amino acids. The record is from RefSeq and is marked reviewed.
AUGUUUGCGAUUUUUCUCCACCUCUAAUAAAUAUUAGCGUUAUUUUCCGGAUAAUUAUAGUUUGAACUUGGAAAAUCCGCGGAGGCGAAGGAAAUGGCCGAGAACGCGGGCUUCAUCAGUGUGCCCUGGGGGCAGCACAAGCUGGGCGCGAUGUACAAUACGCCGUUUCCCUCGAUAAGCCGCCCGAAGUGCAUCGGUGUGUGCAGCAUAAACGCUAGCCGGGAAUUUGUGGACGACGCCAGCUGCGCCAGCUACUUGGCUGGCCAACCGUGGCCACCGCUGCCGUUCGAUCUUAACGGGGGUAUAGAGGAUGUGAUCCGUAAGCCCGUCGAGAACGGCAAACGGGAUCUGGAAAUUAUGCUGACCUACAUUAAGCAACACCAGAAGGAGCUGCUCCGUCAGAGUAGCUCCGAUGCGAGAAAUCUACGCCUGGACAGCGACUUUGUAACACUGCGCGGUAUUUUGCGGCAGAUAAUGUGCCUGCAGUAUGAUAAUCGCUCAUUCCGCGUCAAGGCGACGCUCCUGAACGGCAACGUCUACAUGUGCAAGGAGGAAACCCCAGAGCAGCAGCUGGAGAACGCGAACAUGAGCAGGGCACAGCGGGUCAUGUGCUCCUGGGGCUUCAAGUUCGAGCAGUACCUGACCAGUGCCCAGGCGCAGGGAAAACCGGUGACCAAUGUGCCGGUCAACGAGGCAGAGGAGUUCAUGGGCGUGUACCGCACGAACCUGGCCGGGAUUUUGAUGCUAUACGGCGCCGAACUGGACUGUGUGGACAGCAAGGAGCCAGUUGACUUCAAAGAUUGCAGAGUGCUCGACUCAUUGAAAUUCGUAGAGCUAAAGACCAGCGUCUUCAAUAUGAACCCUCACCAAAUUCGCACCUUCAAAUCGUUCAAGUCUGCCAACUGGUGGAGUCAGUCAUUCCUGGUGGGCAUCACUACGCUCUACGUGGGACUCCGCGACACCAAGGGCAUGCUGCAGAGGAUCGAUGAGAUCGAUGUGGCAACACUGGCCCGCAACAAACCGUGGAGUGCAUCGGCAAUGGCUUGGUACCUGGAACAGUUUCUGCGCAAUCUUAAGAAGCUGCUGGUGAACAUUAACGAUCCGUUUGCGGUGGUCCAGGUGACUUUUUUAAAUAAGCACGCCAGCUACGAAGUGCUGCGCGGUCCGGAACAUCAAAUCCUGCCCAACUGGUAUCGAGAUUUGCUCAAAACGCGCUCCUAAGGCAAUGCAUAACAUUUUCUAAACAACAGCAAGUCUGAUUUUAUAAUGGGAAUUAAUCGUUUCUUUUUGUAAUGCUUCCCGUACGAUAACUACAACUUAGAACUACUG